Messenger RNA from Hemicordylus capensis (graceful crag lizard), 2638 nucleotides. RefSeq names its product E3 SUMO-protein ligase ZBED1-like. The transcript is spliced from 2 exons. Lineage: Eukaryota; Metazoa; Chordata; Lepidosauria; Squamata; Cordylidae. Gene Ontology annotation, molecular function: protein dimerization activity. Bases 513 to 2081 code for a protein of 522 amino acids. The record is from RefSeq and is a predicted model, not a curated record.
AGGAGGAGGAGAGGAGGAGGAGGAGGAGCCGCCAACCGAGCCAGUUGUCAGCACUAUGCCAGAGAAAGGCUAAGAAUAUAGGGCUCUUAAACAUUGAUGCCAUGUUAUGUAGCUACAAUGCCUGGAGAAAAGCACCAGAAAAAUAGGCAACCAGCUAACAAAGUUUUAAAUCAGCUUUCCCUGGGUGGCAGUGGCUCAGCCAGUCAGCAGUUUAGCUUGGCUUCUCCUAACAGUCAUGUCCAAACUGUAUCCCAUUCAGUCACUGGGAAGAUGGAGCGACAAAAAAGGAGCGAUGUCUGGAAAUAUUUUACAAGGAUAACAGAUGACACUGUUAAAUGUGAAUUGUGUAGCAGAGAGCAGAAGUAUUGAGCCACUUGAAACAGAAGCAUUCCUGUGACCUGUCAUACGGAAAAGGAGCCAAAACUCAAACACCGGUAGGAUGCAUUGCUUCUGGAAAUUCAAGAAGCAACAACACACAAUGUGCUAAAAAACUAAACGAGCUGCUCUGCGCCAUGAUCACAACAGACAUGCUGCCUGUAAGUGUCAUUGAGGGAACUGGUUUCCGUGCCCUGAUGAGUUUUGUAAAACCUGAAUACUGUGUGCCUGAGAGGCAGACCAUAACUUCACAACUAGAGAAGUGCUAUGAACAGUCUGUGAAGUCCCUCCAGGAAAAAUUGGAAAACGCUGUCCAAGUAGUCCUCGCCACUGACUGCUGGACAGCAUUAAGCACCGAAUGCUACAUGACUGUUACUUGCUAUUAUAUUGAAGACUGGGAGCUUCAGUCUGCAGUUCUGCACACAGAAAGUAUGGCAGAACGAGACACAGCAGAAAACCUUGCUGAAAAGUUGAACAGUACAGCGGAAAGAUGGGGUCUGGCUGGCCGUGUCUUGGCUUGUGUACACGAUAAUGCAAGCAAGAUGUCCCUCGAUGUGUUGGAAAGGGCAGUGACCUGGGAAUCUGUUUGUUGUUUUGCUGAUUCUUUGCAGCAAGCCAUAAAUGAUGGCUUUUCUGCUAGUGGUGUGGAUCAUAUUGUUGCAGCUGCAAAUCGGCUGGUUUCACAUUUCCACCGCAGCACUGUGGCUGCAGAAGCAUUAGAAAGAAAACAAACACAGCUUCAGCUAAAGCAACACCGUCUGAUCCAGUUAUGUAAAACUCACUGGGAUUCUGUAUAUGACAUGUUUGAAAGGCUCUGUGAGCAAAGGUCAGCUGUAACGGGUGUGCUUUCAGAUAGCUGUGUCACAAACCAGUCUGAUGCCCAAAUGCUUCAGCUGCAAGAGGAGCACUGGCAAUUAAUUGAAGAGAUCCUUCCAGUACUUUCCUCCUUAAAGUGUGCUACAGCUGCCAUGUCUGAUGAACUGUCUGUUUCCAUUUCAAACAUUUACCCAGUUUGCAACAGUCUUCUCCAAAAGCACCUCCAAAGUGAAACUCCUGUUAAAAAUAGAAAAGUUGCUUAUUUCAAGACUGCUCUUCAUCGCUUUUUGGAGCAUCACCUGCAACCCAACAAUCCUGCCAUCACUGCCAAACCUGCACUGAUUGCCUCCUUGUUAGAUCCGCGCCAUAAACACUUGCAGUUUCUUUUGCCUGUCAUCCAGAUUACUGCUAAAUCGAAACUUCUGCAACUGGCAUCAAUGGUAGAAAUAGAAGAACUGCCUCGGAAUACUGCGAUGGAGCAGAUGAGAACUGAACUGGAUGAGCCAGAACCAGUGGUGAAGAUGACAACUGAAUCGGAUGAGCCGGAACCAGCAGCGAAAAAAAGACGUGAAACUGAGGCUAUAAUGAUGCUUUUAGGAGAAGAUUAUACCAAGCAGGAAUAUGAGAGGAAUGCUGUAGAGAAUGAAGUGGAAAAGUACUUUAGGGAGCCCUGUCCUUCAUUAAAGUGCAGUCCACUGGAGUGGUGGAAGGUCAAUGCACAGCGUUUUCCAAGGCUUGCAAAACUGGCAAAGGGUUAUCUGUGCAUUCCGGCAUCAUUUGUGCCCACAGAGUGUGUGUGUUCAAAUGUUAGCCUUACUGUUAAUCAUCUGCGUGCCAGACUGGCACCAGAGCAUGUGAACAUGCUAAUAUUUUUGAACAAAAAUCAGUAGUACGCUGAAAAUUAUGCAAUAUCAUGCAACUCUAGUGCUGAUUUUUGUUACAUUUCCAUAACACCAAAAAACAUUCACAAACACACACCAUUCAGAGUGCAGCUCUGACAGGGGAAAGAAGAAAACCCUACCUUUUUCACUUUAUGUCCAUUUUAUAAUAUAAAUAAUUGUUUUGUUUAUCUGAUUAGGGAGUGUUAGGGUGGAGCCCUACACAUGCUUGGUGGAAGUAAAGGGGAAGUACUAGUCUCAGAUCUGCUUUUGCUCAUAUGCUAGAUGUGCUAUAUCUUAGUUUCCUUCUCUCUAAGAAAGACUGAACAAUCGGCGGGGGUUCACUUCAGUGUAAAAUGAUGUUUUGAAAUUGGACCAUGUUUUGUUUUUUUGUUUUUUUCCACCAAGCAGGACUGUGGACACUUCCCCUCCACCCUAAUAAGGAAGGGGUUGUUAGAACAGUUUAGUUUGUUUACUUAGUUGUAGAGGGAGCAUAUUUUUUUUUCUUAGAGUCAGCAGUACAAUUGAUGCAGCAUAAUGUGAAUGGAAAUAAAAGUGGACUUUUUGCA